Molecule: messenger RNA, 444 nt
Organism: Benincasa hispida (wax gourd)
Lineage: Eukaryota; Viridiplantae; Streptophyta; Magnoliopsida; Cucurbitales; Cucurbitaceae
Source: RefSeq, a predicted model, not a curated record
AUGUUAGGUUUCAUUUUCCUCAAUUCGCCCGUACGAUUCCUCCGGAUCCUCCUCUUUUACCUCAACCAAGCCAUUCUCGCCGUCGCCACUCUUUUCCGCCGCGGAUCCCUGCCAGAAUUUGACAACUCCGACGCCGGAACUCUGCUCGUGAGAACCUACGAAGAAUUGCAGAGGAACGAUGAUGAUCGACCGAAGGAAGAGGAGAUUUGCUCAAUAUGUUUGAUGGAGUUCGCGAGAGAAGAUUCCGUGUACGAAUUGCCGGACUGUAAGCAUGUUUAUCAUUUCAAUUGCAUCGAGAAAUGGCUGGAGAGGAAUCGCUUCACUUGUCCGCUCUGUAGAUGCUUCUUCUUCAACAUCAAGAAUCGCCAUGAGAAGAAGAAUAACACCAACCUCUGCUUCGUCGUUCCUGAUAAUCCUUCCUGCCUCUAUUAUUUCUUGCAGUGA